AUGGCUUCGGAGCAGAUGUCGACGGGGAAGCUGUAUGCGGCCCUCAUAUCGAGGCUGGAAAACGAUAAGGCGGAGCUGGAGAGGGAGAGGAACUUUCUGAAGAAGGAGCUGGCAAUCCAGACAUACCGGAACCGCAAGUUGGAGAAAGAGAUAGAGGAGCUGAAGAAACGAGACCGGAAACAAACUGCGUCAGCGCGGCUACCAAAACCACGAAUUGCAAAUGUGAGGAGGCCUGUAGAACUGGCAGACAGCGACUCGGACUGUUCAGAGAGCACCACAACUACGACCGACACCGAACUAGAACGAACACCGGCCCCCUCUCCAAAGCUGUCGCCUGAAAUGAGACCAGUAACAACGCCACAGACAGUCAUGCCGUUGUGGAUGGCUCUUGCCGAAGAAACGAUACCCGAACGAGCAGGUUCAAGCCACGAGAUAACCACGCCCCAGCCUCCCCCACUGGAGGAAGAUGCAGAUGACAAUGGGACCCCACUGGAGAAAGAUGAUGACAACGGGACUGACGACAAUAUCAUCACAAACUCAUCGAAUCUUUGGGAUGAUUGGAAUGAGACAGCGGCGGUUUCUAAACCCUAUUAUGGUAUGGGGAAGUUGGUGGAGUUACCAGGAGGGAUACAAACAGCCUUGACGAUUGACCAUUUCGGGGUCAAAGUCAGGUUGAUCAGGGCAGAUCCAGAACAUUAUGUAUCUCGGCUUAGAUUCAUGUGGUUCAGAUAUAGGUGUAGGUUUGGGUGUAUUUGUGGCAAGUGUAGUACAAAGACGCUCGAUUACUCAGUAACUAGAAGGUUUAAGAUCGUGGAUGAUGAGUUGCAUUUAGACGAGGAAACCGAAGCGGAUUGCGGUAUAGUUUCAGAGUUAGCUAUAGAAGCGGAGAAGGAUCUUGAGGGGGAAAAUAACGCUCAUGUCGGGGUACAUGACGAGACAGGAUAA
Morchella sextelata is the source of this 945-nucleotide messenger RNA. RefSeq lists its product as uncharacterized. The record is from RefSeq and is a predicted model, not a curated record. NCBI's taxonomy places the organism in Eukaryota, Fungi, Ascomycota, Pezizomycetes, Pezizales, Morchellaceae. The transcript has a single exon. The coding region runs from base 1 to 945 and encodes 314 amino acids.